Cryptomeria japonica (Japanese cedar) is the source of this 1117-nucleotide messenger RNA. Its product is annotated as small heat shock protein, chloroplastic. The coding region runs from base 182 to 901 and encodes 239 amino acids. NCBI's taxonomy places the organism in Eukaryota, Viridiplantae, Streptophyta, Pinopsida, Cupressales, Cupressaceae. The record is from RefSeq and is a predicted model, not a curated record. Gene Ontology annotation, biological process: response to heat. The transcript has 3 exons.
AUUUCUCGAACUUUCAUCUUUCAAUUCUCUCUGUUCUUCUCAAAUCUAUAAGAUGCUAACAUUCCAUUUCAUCUUCAGCUUGUGGUUGCCUAGUGUUAUCUGCUAAAUCAACUGGUUUUUAUUUCGGUAUUAUUUGGUAAUCUUCAAAAGAUUUGUGGAUUCUCUGAAAAGAUCGUUCGCCAUGUCUAGCCUGUGUAUGUCUGCAAAUAUUCCCGCUCUUUCUUGUGUAUCCUCCAGAAAUGGAAGCAUUUCUUCAAAUCCCUGUACUGUGAGAACUAAUUUGCUCCCCUGUAACAAGCUUUUGAGUCCAAAGGUAGGACUGAGCUAUCCAGCCAAGAGGAGACCUGUAAAUCCUUCGUUGGCAAGGGCAGAGAGCAAAGACAAUGCAAUUAAUGUGCAAAAUACGGGCAAAGAAGUUGAGAAAAAAUCAAAUGGCGCGGGCAAGGCAACAGAUAUUUCGACUUUCGGUCUAAUGGAUCCAUUGUCUCCCAUGAGAACAAUGAGGCAGAUGCUGGAUACGAUGGACCGACUGUUUGAGGACUCGUUCAUGUUCCCGUCCACAAUGCCUACGAGAGAGAAUCCGGCGGGGGUUCGAACCCCAUGGGACAUGACGGAGAACGAGACUGAGCUGAAAAUGAGGUUCGAUAUGCCAGGAUUGUCCAAGGAGGAUGUCAAGGUAUCCAUUCAGGACGAUCUUCUGGUUAUUAAGGCGGAGAAACAAAGCAAGGAGGAGGACGACUCGUGGUCUGCCAGAGGCUACAGCUCUUACAAUACCAGACUCCUCUUGCCUGACAACUGUGAGACUGAUAAGAUUAAGGCUGAAUUGAAAAAUGGCGUGCUAAAUAUUACAAUUCCCAAGGCCAAGGUGGAAUCCAAGGUUAUCGAUGUGAAUGUUGAGUGAGUAGAUGUCGACAAGGGGACUGUUUAACAGUCGAUUGUAGAUGAUGUAAAUAGAUAAAUCAAGGAGAGUGACAGAUAAUCGAAGCUUUGAAAAUGGGAAAGGAAUUGCUCUGUAAUUUCGCUUUUGGAGGUUUUUUCAGCUUUUUGGACUGUGUAUUUCAGAAUUUUAUCUAAUUUAUGCAAUUACUAUUAGUGGGUUUCUAGUGCCCAUUUUUUA